UAGCAAUCGAGAUCAAUGAGGCGCUUACUCGUUGUCAGAAGUCGCCGUCUCCUCGCUCAUCUUUCCCUCACCGUGAUCCGAUCUGGAGAUGGAGGAGCAACAGCAGGCGGGGGAGCAGCAGCAGCACCGAGGGGCAGGCGGCAGCGGCGGCCGGGGGGGCGCGGGGGCAGCGGCACAGGGGCCUCACCAUGGUGGAUGCCUCACCCAGAACGGUGCCCCCCCAGCCGGGAACCCCGGCCACCCCCGCAAGGGGGUGGCGGCAGCAACCUCCUCCGUGGCGACCCCAGCCUCUUCCCCCGCCUCAGUGCCCAACAAGGGAUCCGAGGAGGCCCGGUAGAAAGGGAAAAAGACAGGGGGCUGCAAAGGCUGACUGGAGAGCUGCUCCUCCGGCCACUGGGGUGGAGCGCAGCGGGGUCCGGCCAGGAAGGAGCAGGCAGGCGGAGAACCUGGGAGCAGAGGCGGCGCUUCCCUCAGGGAUGCGGCGAGGAGGAAGCAGAGCUCCACUUGGUGGGGGCCGGCGGGGGGGUGCCGAGCCCAGGCUCCGGGCAGCGGCGGCGCGGUCCGGCCGGAGCCCACCCCACCAUCUCCCGCCUAGCCGCCGGCUGCCCCUCAACCCCCGGCGACGCCUGGGUCGGUCCUCAGGCGCGGGCAGAGCCGGGCAAGAGGCCCCGCGGCGGCGGAUUCCUCCAGACACGCUCCAGCCGGGACUCCUCCUGAGGGGGGAGGAGGGGGCGGCGAGGAGCGUGUGAGGCGAGGGGCAGGCGAGCCGAUCGCUCCCACCCGGCCAGAGAAGAGCGGACGGACCCGGGAUCGGGGGGCAGGAGCCCGAGAGGCGGCGAGAGAGAGGAGCGGCCGCAGGUCCCCCGCCAGCCAGUGCCCACCAGCAGCUCGGCGGGCCAGCUCUUCACGCCCGAGAGAGGGGAGCCGCGAGGGGGGCGGCGGAAGCGCUCACGCCGCCCGCUCCUUCCGCCGCCGCUGCCCGAACCGGGGGCGCCCGCGAGAGAAGGAGGCGAAGUAGUCCCUCGCGACUUCUCCCGGCAGCCGGCUUCCCUCUGAGGCCAGAGCGGGCACGGGGUGGGGCUGCCGAGCGGGGUGCUCAAGCCGUGAGGAUAUGUGGGUAGGACUAAAAGCCGCGGCCUCCGGGCGAAUCACUGCAACUCGAAGUCGUGUGCAGCAUGGCAAGUUUCAGGAAAGUAGUUCCCUCCUCCCUUCAUUUCCCAAAUCGUAGUCGAGCCACUUAGCGAGGAAAUGGGGGGGAGGGGGGCGGAGGGAUACCGCCCUGCACUGUGCUCGGUGUGCGUGCGCGCCCUCCAAACUCUUGGCACGCCGCGAAAGGGGGCGGGGGUGGGAGCUGCGAGAGGAGCUGCUUGGGAGGUUGCAUUGUUGUGGCGCGUUACUCCCCGUUACUCGGCUUGCUUGAACGAAGAGGCUAGAAAGACAGUGUGCUCAGAGGAGAAAUCUGGAGACUACUCUCUUCUGCUGUGUGUGUGUGUGUGUGUGUGUGUGUGUGUGUGUUUUCCUUGCAGAGCAAAGAAUGGAACUGGCGUGAGUUCAUCUUUAGUUAGUGGGGGUUAGAAGCAGGGACUGUGCAAAAAGAGCUCCUCCUGCUGUCCCCCUGGUUGCAUUGCUGCAGUUCUGCAGUUCCCUAGCUGCAUGCACGGGGUGUGUGUGUGUGUGUGAGAGAGAGAGAGAGAGAGAGAAUGAAUAUGAGAAUGUGUGUGUGUUAGUUUUAACACCUUGCCUCCCUGCCUGGAUUCUUACUGCGCAAGGGGUGUGCUGUCAGGGCAUUCAUCUCCGAAAGCUGGAGUGAUUGUUAAUGGAGAACGACUUCCAUUGAAGCCCAGGGUAGGCGUGUUACAUGAAUCUGGCGCAGCCAGAACGGAGGAAAUAACUCCCGCUGCGAGUGAGGUUGCAUAACUAUACCGCAGGAGAUGCUUCUAUGGCAGGAACUGCUCCGAACGGAGGCGGACCGAUUGGAUAGACAGCUGUCAUGAAUGCAUUGUUAGAGGACAAUGAAUGCAUUCAUCUCAAAAGGUUUUUGCACAGAAAUCUGCUGGGGUUGUGGGCUGGAACCUAAGGUCAGCCCAGCCACAGGAGUCAGAACUCGUGGCUCUGCAAAUUCUAUUAUCUCUUCUCUACUUAGAAAGCCAGCCUUUACACGAACCGGCCUAGGGGACUGAAUCCCAAGCGCUGCCAAGUUCCUGAUGCAUCUUCCCAGAUUUAAGCCUAGCCCUGAGUGCAAUGUUUUUCUCUUCCUUCUCAGGUUUGUGCGAGCUAAAAAUGAAGGUUGCUGCUGGUGCCACAUUGAAGAGAACAAUUCCCGAGGAAGUAAUCAAGUUUAGAGAACCUCGCAACAAGGCAGCACUCUUCUGCCAUCCCUCUAGAAAACGCAGGAUUGUUGUUCUGAGAAUGCGCGUGCACAGUAGUGCACUAACAGUGUUUUGCACGUGGCAGGUGCUUAAUAAAUAUUCGACGAAUUAACAAAGGCGCUAAACCAGUCAGUGUGCCCCAAGAUCAUCCCACUGUUUUCUGAGGACUGCUGUUAACCAGUUAGACUGCUCAAGUUUCAAUCAAGUCCCAUCAGAGCUCAGAGUCUUCUAUGCUGAAGCAGUCAGAAAUGGUGCUACUGCUUAGAGCCAAGAGAUCUUCUAGUCUGACUGUCAAUCACUGGCUGCUCUAUACUCUAGAGGCCUCAACUAAUCUAUCUGGUUGUCUGGACCUCAGGAGGUAAAGAGGCAUGGCAACCCCCUUAUUUGGAUCAUGACUUGAACAAAUAUUUUUAAAUUUGGGACAACAGGAGAAAUUUGAACAUUAACUGGAGAUUUGUUGAGAACAAGGAUUUCUUUUUUGAGUAUUGGUUUAUGGCUACAUUUUCUUUAAGUCCUUACCUUUCAGAAAUGUGUACCCUAAAAUAUUUACAGAUGAAAUGUUAUGCUUCAGAAUAAUCCACUGGGAUGAGGCAUAGGAAGCAUGAGUAAGGAUAUAGAUGAAACAAGAUUGAUUGUAGAUUAAUGAUGAACACAUUGUUUACUAUUUUAUAAUUUAAAAUGUUCUGUAAUAAUUUUUUUAAAAUACACUGCAAAUACUUACUUAAAAUGCAGAUUCCCAGACCUCAGCUCAGAAAUUGUGAUCACUAGGUCUAUAAUGGGGCCAACCGUGCUUUUGUAAGUAUGCUAGGUACUUGGCCCUUUUUAGUCCUUCAUUGUCUACUCCCCAUUUCCUUGCAACCAUUUUUGUCAUCCUGUCCCCCAGCACAUCCCUGCUUGAAAACUGUGUUCCAGCAACACAGAAUAGGGUAGUGCAUGGUAUAUCAUAAGCUUAGAUAGAUACUGAUCAAGGCCAGAGGGCUAGUUCAGUUAGGAAAGGUAGAUCCAGCUAGACUUGAAAAGCUAUGUGAGAAGCUAAAUACAGCCCACAGUUUUGUCUUAAGUUCCAACUCCAUUCAGUUAUUAUGUCAAGAAGAAUUCCAUGGCCACAUUAGGGCUCAGCAAGAAAGGAGAUACUUAUAUUUGCUCAGUUGUGUUUUCUAGGUGGACCUGUGGGAAGGAAGCUAGUCACAAAAGCUGGUUAUCACAACUGACUAUCUGUAUUAUUGUGCUCAGCUUUAGGAAUUAGCCACAACCGUUUAAUGACCUAUUAGAGGUAAUUAAUUAUCAAUAGCAUCCGUGGACCAAAGAGGGAGGAACAGGAGCACAACUGCCAAGUAAUUGCCAGUAUAGGAUCUGAUCCAACUUAAGCAAGGUACAAGUGGAUUCUGAGUUCCUUGUAGGUAUCAGACCAGGGUUUCUUCACAAGGACAAAAAAAGUAGGCUGUCCUCACUGAGACGGUGGCAGAUGACAAGCCAUGCUCCAAAUCAGUUUCUUUUCUUUUCUUCACGUUGCUCAGGCCAUAGUAAUCAUCUUUCUUAUGAAUUCAGAAUUGGUCUUUUCAGAUUCUUUAAUUUUUUUCCUUUGUUGUUUAUACUUGUAUUGAUAAUUAUUUUUUUUUUUCUGAUUCAUUUUUUAUGAGUUUAUAUUUGUUUUCCCAGUUAAAUUUUAGUGACUGGAAGGUAGAGGCUGCCCUUCAUAUUUUUGGCAUCCUUUUUAGCAGUGGUUUUAAGUAAUAGAUGCUUUUUGGGUGAAAUACUAUGCCAAGGCCUUGACUAUGUAUAAAAAGGAAGCUGUAUUGACUCAGAGUGGAGUAGAAAUCAGGAAUCCCCUCUGGCUUCCCAUUGGGAUUUAAUACUAUUGCAGUUUAGCAUUUCACAUACACUGUGCCUUGUACUAUAAGCUCUCAACAGAUAUUUAUAUUUUUGAGAAGCCAAAAGACAGCCAGGCCAAUAUGUGAGGUUCUAAAAGUACAUAAAAUACAAGUGCACAUUUCCAUUUCUAAAAUUACCGUUAACAUUACUCCUUAGCAGAUGUAAUUAAAACUUUGUAUUUUAAAACUGUAGUUAAUGUGUGCAUAGAUCAAUGGGAACUUCCUACUUUCGUGGUGUACUUUGUUUAAUAAAUGUUUUGGUUUUUUUUAGUUUAA
Messenger RNA from Callithrix jacchus (white-tufted-ear marmoset), 4516 nucleotides. RefSeq lists its product as uncharacterized. NCBI's taxonomy places the organism in Eukaryota, Metazoa, Chordata, Mammalia, Primates, Cebidae. The record is from RefSeq and is a predicted model, not a curated record.